Molecule: messenger RNA, 939 nt
Organism: Owenia fusiformis
Lineage: Eukaryota; Metazoa; Annelida; Polychaeta; Sabellida; Oweniidae
Source: the annotation of a GenBank genome assembly
GGGAAAUAGGUUUCAGUAAAUCAUCGAUAUUAUUUGCACUUAAAAUAGGUCCUAUUUCAGAAGGACAUUGUACAAUUAGAAACAUAGUAACCGCGCGUUCCGGAAAUGGCAGACGCAUCAAAGUUUCUCACUGCUUUCCUGAUUUUUUGCUUUAUUUUUUCCGAGGCUGUUUCUCUGGAUGAAAAUGAAAGGAAAGACGAAUCCUGCGUUACUCAUGCCGGGAAUUACACGACUUCAAAGAAAUUGUUUCCAACAUUGCUCAAGAAUCCAAAUUCAGUUGCACUACAGGACUAUCGCUUCACUAACAGUGUCAGUACCAGUGGUGGCGUUAAAUUGGAUGCUUAUCAAAUUGCAUUGAUCGUUAUAGGUUCUAUAACAAUCAUAGCCACCUUGAUAUUUACUUCACCUUGUUGGUGCAAAUGUCUUAUCGGCUGUUGUGAGUGUUUCACGGACUGUUUCGAGAACUGUUGCGAUGAAGGGUGCUCAACACCGGAUUGUUGUAAACCAAGAGAAACAACUGAUCAAACAGAUGUUGAGAACCAAGACGAUAAAAAGUACUAGAUUACGAACUUCAGUAUGACAUUCAACUGAAAUGAUUACUUUGAACAAUAAUCAAACAUCAAUACAAGUCCUUUGUAUAUUGUGGUUCCUCUUAUAUACCGAGAGUCUACAAAAAAGACCGACCGCCGACCACCGACCACUCUCCACAGCUGGAUCAGUGGUCGGUAUUUUACAUUAAUAUGAAUAGAUGCAAAAUUAGAAGUGAAAAAUAAAACUUAAAACUAGGACUCUGUACCUCCACAAGGUCGUGAUAAAAAUGUGUCUAACCAUUUUAAAUCACGAUGAAAAACGCACAUGAAAAACGUAACAUCGUCGUGGUAAUGUCCUAUUUCUAAGUGAUGUGUCAGUUUUUAGUAUAGAAGACAAAGGAGGACGGAA